AUGCCUGAGUUUGUCAAGCAAAGGAGCAUGGUUGAUAUCUCUUGGACACGCUGCUUCAUUGCCGCAACUGGGAAUCUGUGGCUGUACCUUUUUCUGGUCAAGGUCGUCUCAUGCAACUGGUAUCCAUUGAUACCGGUGAUCCAGAUUGCGUGUGAACCUAUCUUCCAUUAUUUCGCCGGUGCUGAAAAGACACCCCGGUAUAAUAUGCCUGUUUCUCCAUUGCUACAUGCUAGCAACUGCUUCGAAUGGGGUUUCCGGCAGGUUCUUGAAACCCCAGAGCUCGCUGUAACUCCUUCGACAUAUCUGGCUUUAAUCCUGGCCAGCCGUCUCCAAUUAGAUCUACAUCUGUUGACGAUUUUCCGUCAUCGAAAAGAUCUUCAAUGGGCUAGGCAGAAUAUUCUACCAUCCACUCAGGCUCUCGUUGGUUAUCUCGCCGCGUUGCUUUUCGCGGAGCACGCGGGAAUUCCUAUUGCAAGUUACAUCAAACCGAUCACUGUCAUUUCCAUGGAUAUUAUAGGUUUCCUGCCGCAUAUAAUUGCUUCAAGCUAUGCUAUUGCUUUUGACCAGGUGUAA
This is a messenger RNA of Aspergillus melleus, 573 nucleotides long. RefSeq lists its product as uncharacterized. The record is from RefSeq and is a predicted model, not a curated record. NCBI's taxonomy places the organism in Eukaryota, Fungi, Ascomycota, Eurotiomycetes, Eurotiales, Aspergillaceae. Bases 1 to 573 code for a protein of 190 amino acids. The transcript has 2 exons.